This is a messenger RNA of Gastrolobium bilobum, 612 nucleotides long. Its product is annotated as thioredoxin reductase-like. The transcript is spliced from 7 exons. The record is from RefSeq and is a predicted model, not a curated record. NCBI's taxonomy places the organism in Eukaryota, Viridiplantae, Streptophyta, Magnoliopsida, Fabales, Fabaceae. The coding region runs from base 1 to 612 and encodes 203 amino acids. Gene Ontology annotation, molecular function: oxidoreductase activity.
AUGGGUUAUCUUUUCGCUUUGGAGAUGUCUCCUUCCACAAAAAAAGAGCAAACAGGAAAAACAAAAGUUGUGGUCGAUUUCUCCAAACGACCUUUUAGGGUUUUCACUGAUUCCAGAACCGUCGAGGCCGAGUCCGUCAUCGUUGCCACUGGAGCCGUCGCCAAGCGGUUGCCGUUCACUGGCUCUGGCGACGGUCCCGACGGGUAUUGGAACAGGGGGAUCUCGGCUUGGGUGGUGUGCGACGGUGCGGCUCCUAUUUUCAGGAACAAGCCGCUGGCGGUGAUCGGCGGUGGGGAUUCGGCCAUGGAGGAAGCACGUUCCUCACCAAUUUUCGCUCCAUCUUCAACUAUAAAUUUCUCUCUCGAUCCACUAGGGUGCUCUGCAUGCUUGCGUUCAUAUAAUACCCUUACUGGGGCUGGGAAGUUUGAAGGGUUGAAAGAUAGAUUCGACAAGGCAGCAAGAAGGAAUGAUGUGAAAGCAAUAGUUUUGACUGGUAAAGAAGGAUUUAUGGCACUUGCUGCAAUUGGAGCCACAACUAUUGGGUCAAUUGAGGUAACGGAGCAACAUUUUUGUGCUCAACCUUCUUCGUAUUCUGCUACUCAUCAGCCAUAG